Molecule: messenger RNA, 726 nt
Organism: Camelina sativa (false flax)
Lineage: Eukaryota; Viridiplantae; Streptophyta; Magnoliopsida; Brassicales; Brassicaceae
Source: RefSeq, a predicted model, not a curated record
AUGGAGUUGCUUAGACCUGCAAGAACCGUGAUUUUGGUAGCGCGUUCAGGUAAUGGGAAAAGCGCUACAGGGAAUAGCAUUCUUGGAAGACAAGCCUUCAAGUCGAAAGGUCGUGCAUCAGGGGUGACUACAAUCUGUGAGCUACAGAGUUCGACGCUACCUAAUGGCCAGAUCCUUAAUGUUAUUGGUCUGUUUAGCCUCUCUCCAUCAACCGAGUUUACGUGCAGAGAGAUUUUACGGUGCUUAUCUCUGACCAAAGAAGGGAUUGAUGCAGUACUAUUGGUGUUUUCCUUGAGGAACAAGCUAACAGAAGAGGAGAAAUCUGUGCUUUUAGCAUUAAAAAUCCUAUUCGGAAGCAAAGUUUUAGACUAUGUGAUCGUUGUUUUCACAAAUGAAGAUGCCCUUGAAGAUAACGGUGAUACGUUUGAGGAAUAUGUGAAUGACUGUCCUGAUAUCAAGGAAAUUCUCGAGGCCUGCAAUGACCGCAAGGUGUUGUUUGAAAACACGGUGAAAGCCUCUGACAUUCAGAGAGCUAAGCAAGUUCAAGAGCUCCUAAACUACGUUGAAGAAAUCGCAAGGACGAAUGAGAAACCGUAUAUGGACGAUUUAUCUCACGAGAUAAGAGAGAAUGAGACUGUUUUUCAAGAAAAGCAGAGGCAGAUUUUGGAAAUGAAGAUGAACCAACAAGACAUGUCUCGGAUGUUAAAAGAUACGAAUGAGUCAUGA